Messenger RNA from Rhinopithecus roxellana (golden snub-nosed monkey), 5861 nucleotides. RefSeq names its product IKAROS family zinc finger 4 (gene IKZF4). The transcript has 8 exons. Gene Ontology annotation, biological process: regulation of transcription by RNA polymerase II. Gene Ontology annotation, molecular function: RNA polymerase II cis-regulatory region sequence-specific DNA binding; DNA-binding transcription factor activity. Bases 1061 to 2764 code for a protein of 567 amino acids. Lineage: Eukaryota; Metazoa; Chordata; Mammalia; Primates; Cercopithecidae. The record is from RefSeq and is a predicted model, not a curated record.
GGCAAGGGAAGGAUAAUCUGGAGAGGGAUCCCUCAGGAGGGUGUGUUCCGGAUUUCUUGCCUCAGGCCCAAGACUCCAACCAUUUUAUAAUGGAAUCUUUAUUUUGUGAAAGUAAGUAUGUACAUAGCUGGGCAAUUGGGUAAAGUACUAAUAGGUGGACGUCAGGGAUGAAUUUUAGGCUUCCUCUCUCUCUCUUGCACUCUCUCUUGCUCUUUCUCUCUCUCUCUCUCUUCCAUAUUUAGGCCUGUGUGCACACAUCCAUGCAUGUUCAUGUUAGCAGAUAAUGUAGAAGGCUACCAGUAUGUUUAUCCCAAUAGGUAUGUUCUCUUUAUAUGUAUCUACAUAUGUGCUGUGUCUCUGUGUGUGUUUAUCUACAUGUAUUUUUAUUUCACCUAUGUAUUUGUGCAGAAGAUUGCGGGGAGGAGGGAUUUUUUUUUAGAAAGACAUUCGUAUCUUUCUUUAGGUAUGUGAUCUGAUUUCCAAAAACAUUAUGAAAGCCUCAAAAAGCAUUUUUACAAAGCAAUUUAUCAAAAAAUUAAAACAAAUAUACUGAGAAUAAAUUGAUCACUUAACAGUCAAUGGACAUCAAAUAGUAAACAUGUGAUUGGAAUCAGAUCAAUAGGAGACUUUCUGGAGUAAUCAAAUUUUUGCUGAAUUUAGAAAGUCUAAGGGGCCCAAUUCUUCCCUACUAAGACGGUGACCCCCAAUUGGCUGGGUAGGUGGUGGUGAAGGACAUGGACACUUAUUGUCUAUGAUCCCAGUUCCACACUAGCAGCUAUGUAACCUUAGACAAGUUACAUAACCUCUUUUGUACCUCAGUUGCCUCAUCUGAAAAAAUCAUGAUAUUAGCACCUACUUCAUAUAGUUGUUGUGAAGAUUAAAUGAAAUUAUUCAUUUCAAGUGCAUAGAAUAAAGCCUAGCACAUAGCAAGUAUUCAAUUAAUAUCAUUAGCUGCUAUGAUGAUUACUAAUAUUAUCAUUAGAUUCAGGGACAAUUCCAGUUGCCUUUCCUGCAGAUCCUGAACCUGGCUGGGGGCUCCGGAGAGGACCAGUUGGGAAGAAUGUCUGUCCUGAACAUCUGUCCCUUCUGCAGCCCCCAUUUUUCUCUCCGCCCUGGCACGCCCAGCCCCAGCCCGGCUUCCUGUGGACGUCAGGCAGUGAUGCUCUUCCCCUCAGGCCUAGAUAAAGGUAGCGGGGACUCAUCUCUGGAGAAGGAGUUCCUCGGGGCCCCAGUGGGGCCCUCGGUGAGCACCCCCAACAGCCAGCACUCUUCUCCCAGCCGCUCACUCAGCGCCAACUCCAUCAAGGUGGAGAUGUACAGCGAUGAGGAGUCGAGCAGACUGCUGGGGCCAGAUGAGCGGCUCCUGGAAAAGGACGACAGUGUGAUUGUGGAAGAUUCGUUGUCUGAGCCCUUGGGCUACUGUGAUGGGAGUGGGCCAGAGCCUCACUCCCCUGGGGGCAUCCGGCUGCCUAAUGGCAAGCUCAAGUGUGACGUUUGCGGCAUGGUCUGUAUUGGACCCAACGUGCUCAUGGUGCACAAGCGCAGCCACACUGGUGAAAGGCCCUUCCAUUGCAACCAGUGUGGUGCCUCCUUCACCCAGAAGGGGAACCUGCUGCGCCACAUCAAGCUGCACUCCGGGGAGAAGCCCUUUAAAUGUCCCUUCUGCAACUAUGCCUGCCGCCGGCGUGAUGCACUCACUGGUCACCUCCGCACACACUCAGUCUCUUCUCCCACAGUGGGUAAGCCCUACAAGUGUAACUACUGUGGCCGGAGCUACAAACAGCAGAGUACCCUGGAGGAGCACAAGGAGCGGUGCCAUAACUACCUACAGAGUCUCAGCACUGAAGCCCAAGCUUUGGCUGGCCAACCAGGUGACGAAAUACGUGACCUGGAGAUGGUGCCAGACUCCAUGCUGCACUCAUCCUCUGAGCGGCCAACUUUCAUUGAUCGUCUGGCCAACAGCCUCACCAAACGCAAGCGUUCCACACCCCAGAAGUUUGUAGGCGAAAAGCAGAUGCGCUUCAGCCUCUCAGACCUCCCCUAUGACAUGAACUCGGGUGGCUAUGAAAAGGAUGUGGAGUUGGUGGCACACCACAGCCUGGAACCUGGCUUUGGAAGUUCCCUGGCCUUUGUGGGUGCAGAGCAUCUGCGUCCCCUCCGCCUUCCACCCACCAAUUGCAUCUCAGAACUCACGCCUGUCAUCAGCUCUGUCUACACCCAGAUGCAGCCCCUCCCUGGUCGACUGGAGCUUCCAGGAUCCCGAGAAGCAGGUGAGGGACCUGAGGACCUGGCUGAUGGAGGUUCCCUCCUCUACCGGGCCCGAGGCCCCCUGACUGACCCUGGGGCAUCCCCCAGCAAUGGCUGCCAGGACUCCACAGACACAGAAAGCAACCACGAAGAUCGGGUUGCAGGAGUGGUAUCCCUCCCUCAGGGUCCCCCACCCCAGCCACCUCCCACCAUUGUGGUGGGCCGGCACAGUCCUGCCUACGCCAAAGAGGACCCCAAGCCACAGGAGGGGUUAUUGCGGGGCACCCCAGGCCCCUCCAAGGAAGUGCUUCGGGUGGUGGGCGAGAGUGGUGAGCCUGUGAAGGCCUUCAAGUGUGAGCACUGCCGUAUCCUCUUCCUGGACCACGUCAUGUUCACUAUCCACAUGGGCUGCCAUGGCUUCAGAGACCCUUUUGAGUGCAACAUCUGUGGUUAUCACAGCCAGGACCGGUACGAAUUCUCUUCCCACAUUGUCCGGGGGGAGCAUAAGGUGGGCUAGCAACCUCUCCCUCUCCCCUCAGUCCACCACUCCACUGCUCUGCCUACAGGCAUCGAUCCCUGUCCCCACCAUUUCCCAAGGAGUUUUGCUUUGUAGCCCUCACUACUGGCUACCUGACCUCACACCUGACCCUGACCCCUCCUCACCUAUUCUCCUCCUCUAUCCUGACCGAUUUAAGCAUUGUGAUGAAACAGGUCUUUUGCUUAUGUUUUUCCUUUUUCUCUUCUCUCAUCCCAGCAUACUGAGUUAUUUAUUAAUUUGAUUUAUUUUUGCCUUUUUUUUUUUUAACUUAUAUCAGUCACUUGCCACUCCCCCACCCUCCUGUCCACAGCUCCUUUCCACUUUAGGUCAAUUUUUCUCUCUUAGAUCUUCCAGCAGCCCCAGGGGUAGGAAGCUCCUCUUAGUACUAAGAGACUUCAAGCUUCUUGCUUUAAGUCCUCACCCUUUACAUUAUCUAAUUCUUCAGUUUUGAUGCUGAUUUACCUCCCCCCAGCCCUACUUUAGCUCUGUGGCAUUAUAUCUCCUCUCUGGGACUCUUCAACCUGGUACUCCAUACCUCUUGUGCCCUCUCACUUUAGGCAGCUUGCACUAUUCUUGAAUGAAUGAAGAAUUAUUUCCUCAUUUGGAAGUAGGAGGGGCUGAAGAAAUUCUCCCCAGGCACUGUGGGACUGAGGGUCCUCUUGAUGUUCCCCUAGUAACAUGAGUUCUCAAAGCCUACAUUCAGGAUCUCCCUCUAGGAUGUGACAGAUCUGGUCCCUCUCCUUGAACUACCCCUCCACACGCUCUAGUCCCUUCAACCUACCGGUCUAUUCAGUGGUGGCUUUUCUCUCCUUGGAGUGCCCCAAUUUUAUAUUCUCAGGGGCCAAGGCUAGGUCUGUAACCCUCUGUCUCUGACACAUUGGGAGCCUCAGGUGCCUAAUUGGGAACCAGGGCAUGGGAAAGGGGUGGGUCAAAAUUCUUCUCUUUCUCCUCCACCUCUCAAACUUCUUCACUAUAGUGACCUUCCUAGGCUCUCAGGGGCUCCUUCAGUCCCCAUCCUAUGAGAAACUAGUGGGUUGCUGCCUGAUGACAAGGGGUUAUCUCAGCCCCUCAGUCAUGCUGCCUUCUGCUGCUCCCUCCCAGCAGGGUUCACCCUCUCAUUCCCCGGCUCCUGGGCCCUGUUCUUAGGAUCAGUGGCAGGGAGAAACGGGUAUCUCUUUUCUCUCUUCUAAUUUUCAGUAUAACCAAAAAUUAUCCCAGCAUGAGCAUGGGCAUGUGCCCUUCACCCCAUUCCACCCUUGUUCCAGCAAGACUGGGAUGGGUACAACUGAAAUGGGGUCAUCCUUUACUACCCCCUUCUACACUCAGCUCCCAAACACAGGGUAGGAGAGGGUACUCCUGGCUACUGCAGAGACCCCUGGCUAUUUGAGUAACCAAGGAUUAGUGAGAAGGGGCAGAAGGAGAUACAACUCCACUGCAAGUGGAGGUCUCUUUUUACAAGAGUUUUCUGCCCGAGGCCACAGCCAUCCCACUCUCUGCUUCCUUGAGGUUCAAACCAAAGGCUGUUUUUCUAUGUUUAAAGAAAAAAAAAAAGUAAAAACCAAACACAACACCUCACAAGUUGUAACUCUUGGUCCUUCUCUCUCUCCUUUUCUCUUCCCUUCCUUCCCCUUCCAUCUUUCUUUCCACAUGUCCUUUCCUUAUUGGCUCUUUUACCUCCUACUUUUCUCACUCCCUAUCAGGGAUAUUUUGGGGGGGAUGGUAAAGGGUGGGCUAAGGAACAGAUCCUGGGAUUAGGGCCUUAAGGGCUCUGAGAGGAGUCUACCUUACCUUCAUAUGGGAAGGGAGACCCUAAAAAUCUUUAUCCUCUUUGUCCUCCUUUUUCUCCCCCACUCUGAGGUUUCCCCAAGAGAACCAGAUUGGCAGGGAGAAGCAUUGUGGGGUGAUUGUUCCUCCUUGACAAUGUAGCAAUAAAUAGAUGCUGCCAAGGGCAGAGAAUGGGGAGGUUAGCUCAGAGCAGAGUGGUCUCUAGAGAAAGGAAGAAUCCUCAACGGCACCCUGGGGUGCUAGCUCCGUUUUAGAAUGUCAGCAGAGCUGAGAUUAAUAUCUGGGCUUUUCCUGAACUAGUCUGGUUAUUGAGCCUUUCCUGUUAGACCUACCCCCUCCCACCUCUUCUGUGUCUGCUGUGUAUUUGGUAACACUUCAUAAGGACUAGUCCCUUCUGGGGUAUCAGAGCCUUAGGGUGCCCCCAUCCCCUUCCCCAGUCAACUGUGGCACCUGUAACCUCCCGGAACAUGAAGGACUAUGCUCUGAGGCUAUACUCUGUGCCCAUGAGAGCAGAGACUGGAAGGGCAAGACCAGGUGCUAAGGAGGGGAGAGGGGGCAUCCUGUCUCUCUCCAGACCAUCACUGCACUUUAACCAGGGUCUUAGGUACAAAAUCCUACUUUUCAGAGCCUUCCAGCUCUGGAACCUCAAACAUCCUCAUGCUCUCUCCCAGCUCCUUUUGCAUAAAAAAAAAGUAAAGAAAAAGAAAAAAAAAUACAUACACACUGAAACCCACAUGGAGAAAAGAGGUGUUUCCUUUUAUAUUGCUAUUCAAAAUCAAUACCACAAACAAAAAAAUUUCUAAGUAGACACUUUUCCAGACCUUUGUUUUUUUGUGUCAGUGUCCAAGCUGCAGAUAGGAUUUUGUAAUACUUCUGGCAGCUUCUUUCCUUGUGUACAUAAUAUAUAUAUAUAUAUAUAUAUAUAAAUAUAUAUAUUUUUAAUCAGAAGUUAUGAAGAACAAAAAGAAAAAAUAAACACAGAAGCAAGUGCAAUACCACCUCUCUUCUCCCUUACUCUUAGGGUUUCCUUUGUAGCCUAUGUUUGGUGUCUCUUUUGACCUUUACCCCUUCACCUCCUCCUCUCUUCUUCUGAUUUCCCCUCCCCCACUUUUUUAAGGAGUUUUUCUCCUUUCUCAAGGGGAGUUAAACUAGCUUUUGAGACUUAUUGCAAAGCAUUUUGUAUAUGUAAUAUAUUGUAAGUAAAUAUUUGUGUAAUGGAGAUAUACUACUGUAAGUUUUGUACUGUACUGGCUGAAAGUCUGUUAUAAAUAAACAUGAGUAAUUUAACACC